AUGAGUCAACAUCAUCUCCCAAUCGCGUUGUUCGCUUUGGUCGCAAUUGAGAGUAGCAGUCAGAGCCUUGGCCGUACCUACGCCUUUCUUCUCUUCUGUGCCAUCUUGCUCGAUAUUUCUUGGUUCAUUCUUUUCGCUCACGAAAUUUGGAACAUUUCUACUGAGAAGUACACAGCAUUUUUCACGUUUUCAGUGAAACUUACUCUGGCUAUGCAAAUUGUUGGUUUUAUAGUGAGGCUAUCAUCCUCGUUGUUAUGGAUUCAAAUUUAUAGGUUGGGUGCUUCCUAUGUGGACACAGUUUCUAGAGCAGCAGAUUCAGACUUGAGGAGUAGUUUUAUGAGUCCUGUGACACCGGCAGUAGUUAGGCAAUGUUCCGGUUCCAAUGAGAUACUUGGAGGCGCCAUCUAUGAUCCAUCAUACUACUCAUCCCUAUUUGAAGAUGGUCAAGAAAACAAAUAUUCAUAUGGGAUGCACAAUCAUGAUAUUACCCAGAAUGAGUCAACAUCAUCUCCUGAAGUUUCUCAGAAGUCAUCCGUGGGCAAUUUUUGCCGUCUGAAAUACCGAAUUUUCUUGUAG
This is a messenger RNA of Cajanus cajan (pigeon pea), 576 nucleotides long. NCBI's taxonomy places the organism in Eukaryota, Viridiplantae, Streptophyta, Magnoliopsida, Fabales, Fabaceae. The record is from RefSeq and is a predicted model, not a curated record.